This is a messenger RNA of Leptidea sinapis, 5463 nucleotides long. It is a transcript of the gene Pex1, whose product is annotated as peroxisome biogenesis factor 1. Gene Ontology annotation, molecular function: ATP hydrolysis activity; ATP binding. NCBI's taxonomy places the organism in Eukaryota, Metazoa, Arthropoda, Insecta, Lepidoptera, Pieridae. Gene Ontology annotation, cellular component: peroxisome; peroxisomal membrane; cytosol. Gene Ontology annotation, biological process: protein import into peroxisome matrix. The transcript is spliced from 13 exons. The record is from RefSeq and is a predicted model, not a curated record. Bases 173 to 3103 code for a protein of 976 amino acids.
UCCAAAUUCCAAUUUGUAUUUACUAUUAUUUUGUUAUUUAUUUAUCUACUUGCCAAUCUUGUCCUGACUUUGCAUAUGAUAUUAUUUGGUACUUGGUUUAUAGUUCAUACAACUGAACUGAAUUAAUCAUUGAUUAUAAUUAUACUAUUUCAAGUGGGUAAAAGCUAUAAAAAUGUUAGGUGGAUUGAGGCUAAAAGUGUUGUUUACUCAUGAAAGGACUUGUUUUGCAUAUUUAAAUCAAAAGUACAGCACUAACAAUGUACAAUCACAGUGUGUCCAAGUGCUUUUUGGUGACAAGAAACUGUCAUUAUGGUUAGUAUAUAGUAAUAAUAUACAUGAAGGUGGUAUUGCCUUGAACCCAAUGCAUAGCAAGCUAUUGGGACUUGAAGAGGGCUCAGAAGUGUUUGUAUCUCCUUGUGGAGAUGUGAAGGUUCUAGAUGAGCUGUAUAUUGAUACAGACAGUUCAGAUGAUCAAGAGAUUUUGGAACACAACGCCGAAGUUCUUCAGUUACGAAUCUUAGAUCAAUUAAGACUGGUUGUUGCAAAUCAAAAAGCUAUAGUUUGGAUAUCCACAUCAUUACCAAUUGUGUUUACUCCUAAUCAAACUGGACUGCUUGUAAACCACAGUAGAAUUGUUGUUAAGAUAGAUGCUUUUAAUACAUUCCAUCAAAGGCGAGAUACUAUUAAACCAGUUUCUGAAGAAAAUCAUCAAUUUAACAACAUUGGUCUAAUUAAUCAAGGCAUGCUUCAACCAUAUCUAAAUGCACCUAAGAAUUUAGUCCUCCGAACUUUAAUAAUAGAUAGUGAUGGAAAGAAAAAUCUAAUACAUCCUUAUACUGUUUUUAUCCAUGACGAUCUGUUGGGUGAUUCUUAUAAGGAUUGGACAGUAAUUCUAGCUACAAUGAAGACUAUUCCUUCAAUUUUACAAGAACAUAAUGAAGAGAGUGAUAAAGAUAUUGGCAACCAACAUACAGAAGAUAUUUGUGUAGAAAUUGUGUCAGUAGAUAAUGUUAUAUUUAGAAUUCUGUCACAUGAAAUAUACAAUAGAGAUAUACCAACUGUGCUCAUACCAAAGUCUCUGAACUCUAUUGUCAAUUUUGAGAAUGGAAUGAAAGUGUUGUUAACAAUUGUUGGUGAUUCUGCUGAACAGCCAGAGCAUAUUGAUUUGAUAACAUAUACAGAUGCAGUGCAAUCAGAAACUGAAGUUAUAGAAAGAUUUAAGAAGUGUGUAGUGGAUAAUACACAUUCUGGUAAAAAGUUCCUCAUCAAUGACAAUAUGGUGAAGCAAAAUGUACAUAUAUGUAAUGGUUUUUUUAAAUUUAAACUGAAGCCAGAGAGGUUAAAAUACACAAUGCUGAAUUCAGAAUCAUUCCGACACUGUACAGUAUCCGCAAAAUGUUUGAGUGAUGCUGAUCUUGUUAUACCAAAACCUGUGGCGUCAAAUUUGGAAUAUGAUUAUAAAAAUUACUGCACAUCAAUGAAAUCUGUGCAAACAUUAGUAGAAAAAGUAGUUUCGCAUAUAUAUUUUGAAAUCUAUAGAGAAGCUAGUUUCAAAAAUGCCUCAGAAGUUAAAAGUAAUAUUUUGAUAACUGGGUCAAGCGGCACGGGAAAAACAGCACUGUGCCACGCAGUCCAGAAGCAGCUGACUUUGUGGUCUCACAUAGUGCAGUGCCGGUCGCUCAAGGGCCGCAAGGAUGUGCCGGAGGUGCUCGGAAGAGCGGUGCUCAUGUGCCAGCAGCGGAGCCCUUCCGUCCUCAUCUGCGACGACAUCGACGCUCUCGUGCCGCCUAACAUGGAGGGAGCAACUCCUCAGGAUAUCGCGUACUACCAAAGAUUAGCCGUUGGGAUCAAACAGUUGCUGCAGACGUGUGCCGGCGUGUGCGUUCUCAUGACGUCACUGGGCAUGCCCGCGCUCCAUCCCACGCUGCGGAACUUGGGCGGGAAACCCUUGUUCACGGCGCACUUUGAGAUGCCGUCUUUGGAUCAGGAAGAACGAGCUGAACUGUUGAGACAUCUGCUGAACGACAAGAUCCGUGAUUGUUUUGUUGUGGAAGACGAUGACGUAAUCAAGAUGGCGGCCGACACGGGAGGGUCCAACGUGCGGGACGUGAUCGACUACCUCAAUAAGAUUAUAUUUAAAGCGGUGAAGAAGAAACAGAAAGAAGAUAUCGUCAAGCCUAGACUCAUAGACGAACCAAGUGAAGCGAGUGAGAAGAGCAAGCAGUUUGAUAUCUGGGCUCCUGUGGGAGGUAUGGAGGAUGUCAAGCGACAGCUGACUGAGUGCAUAUUCUGGCCCAUUAUGUACCCGGCGCUGUUCAGGUCGCAGUCAUGCGGCAUCAUGCUGUACGGGCCCCCGGGCACAGGCAAGUCCCACAUCGGCUCCUGUCUGGCGCGGCUCACCAACAUGAGACUGAUCUGUGUCAAAGGGCCCGAGCUACUCUCCAAGUACAUUGGGCAGAGCGAAAAGGCGGUACGAGAUGUGUUUGAUAAAGCGGAGAUGCAGCGGCCGUGCAUAUUGUUCUUUGACGAGUUCGACAGUCUGGCGCCCAAACGCGGGCACGACUCGACGGGCGUGACGGACCGCGUGGUGAACCAGCUCCUGGCCAGGUUGGACGGGGCGGAGGGCGGCGCCGCGGGGCCCGUGAUGGUGGCCACCUCGCGCCCCGACCUGCUGGACCCCGCGCUGCUGCGACCCGGGCGUCUGCACUCGCACGUGUACUGCGGCCUGCCGCACGAGAAGCAGCGCUACGAGGUGCUGCAAACGCUGGCUGGCAGUGUGUCGGUGGACGAUCGCGUGGACCUGCGCGAAGUGGCCGCGUGGACCGAGGGCUUCUCCCCCGCAGACCUCAAGUCGCUGCUGGUCACCGCCCAGCUGGCCAAGCUCGAGUCGCUCUUAGUGAGCAGUGAGGAAAGGAAGUUGGAGUCUGUGGUGAUAUCGAAGGAAGACAUUGAGAGCGCGCUGUCUGAAACGAAACCUUCCCUCUCCCACCAGCAGAGAAUGUUCUACGAUAUGAUCUACAAGAGGUUUCGUGGGGAGCCGCUGUCUACGGAGCAGCGGGCAAUGUCGCUGCAGAUGCAGCGGCAGAGAGUCACUCUUGCCUAGCGGAUGCAGCUGUCUUCUGCGAUCUGCCAACAUCUCGCUCGUUAGAUCAUCUUCUGACCAACUAUUUAAACAACGACAAGUUCUUGUAACUCCUUUGAUAUUUCUUCUAUCCCAUAAAAGUAUUAAGUAAGUCUUGUGACUCCAUUUACUUAAUAGGAUGAGAGAUCUACAAGGAAGUGCGAAGAUGUUCAGCUGAUGGUAAUUGAUACUCCCUGCCCAUUACAAUGCAGUGCAGCUCAGGAUUCUUUAAAAACCCGAAAUUUCUGAGCGGCACUACAAUUGCGCUCGUCACCUUGAGACAUAAAAUGUUAAGUCUCAUUUGCCCAGUAAUUUCACUACGGCGCCCUUUAGACCGAAACACGUUAAUGUUUACACAUUAUUGCUUCACAAUAGAAAUAGGCGUCGUUGUGAUACCCAUAAUCUAACCGGCAUCCUGUGCAAAGGAGCUUCCCACUGGUACAUGAGUACAAGGUAAAUUUUCUCAUCAGAUAAACCGGCACUAAACGAACCACGUCAUGGGGUGAAUUGAGACGAUUUUGAAAGCCUUCCAAAAAUAUGAGAGAGAUAUAUUGUAAAUAUAGUAUGGACUAAGGCGUUCAAGCCGGAUAGUUUUGUAAGACUGGGUUUAUCGGUUGACAAGUUUUUUAAACGGGGUUUAGCGAUUUGAAUACAAUUUGUCAGUGUUUAAAAAUGAUCAAUACAAGAGUUUUUAUUAAUUACAUUAAAAUUAUGUUUUUUGAUCACAAAAAAAGCAGAAAAGUUACGUAGAAAUCUCAGAUCAUUUAUACGUCUAGAUAGAUUAUGAUAGCUGGGAAAAAUUAAAUUUAGAAUUAGCUUCAAUUUUGAGCAAUACACGCACACUAACCCAAAGUGUCAUACAAACCGCGAGUGUAAGACGUAGCUUGUCACGCACACUAAAGUCAUAAAGCCUGGCCUGUUUUCAUCGGUUGUCUAACAGCAAGAUAUUAUCUAGACGUAUAAAUUAUCUAAGGUAGAAAUAAUUAAAUGCAUUAAUAACUAAUACAAACACUUCAUAGUCAACUUUAAGUUAAACCCUUAAAUUUAAGGACAAAUCAAUAAUAAACGUUUAAAGAUCAGUAAUGUGUAAACUACUAGUGACUAGUGUGUUAAUAGUGAAGACGUAGAAAGAUUAACUUCCCUGUUGCUAUAUUGGUAAAGCGGACACGUUAACUCGUUUGCGGCACAUCUGCAAAGAGGAUGUAAAUACUAAUAAGAGGCGGGAAUGCCUAAGUAAUUAUUAAAAUUUAGUUUAGUAUGACACAUGCAGUUAUUUGAUGUAAGUUUGACAUAGUAGUAAUUACAGUAUAAUUAUAAUUAUUAUAUAAUUAUAAUUCGGCAAGUUUGAAAGCGAACGGUUGCUUAAAACGUAGUGGAAUUCGGCUAUCUCCGUUUUUUUACAAGAUUAUAACCGUCAUCUGUCAAUUUAUCAAUGACUGCACGUUUCCUACAAUCGAGUGAAUCGGUUUUUUCUUAGAGAGUUUCGCUGUGAUCCACGACAAGGUGACGUCGAACAAAACUCUAGUUUUAAAAUAUAUAAUGUUCUCAGUGUUUUUAACGUUGAAGUCAAGGUGAAUUGGCAUAAACUGAUCUUUUAGAAGAAACUUCAAAUGUCACUUUGAUACUACACGAAGUAGGUAUUUGAAUUGCGCGCGAGAAUUUAUGAAGCGACCAAUCGGUGAUGAAAGUUCAGGGGUUGAUAAUAAUCAUCUCAGCCACUUCUCUUUAUUCUUGUCUAUUCACUCAUGGUAUAAUAUUAAGUUUUUUUUAAAUUAUUUAUUGUAAUGAUUUGGUUACAGGUCGUAACGGUAUGUUGUUUAACAUUUAUUAUUAUUAACAUUCAGAAAUAUAUCAUAUACUGUAAUAUUCAAUAUAAAGAGAAGGAUAAAAGUAAUUUAAAUAAUGUAUUUAACUUCUUGUUGUUCUCUGGUGCUGGAACAACUCACUGUCUAAACAAUUUGUUGUUUUUUUUAAGUGAUAUCCCUCAGUUCUGGGAUUAAACAAAUCAGACCAUAGUAUGUCUAAUGUCAAAAAUGGUAUGCGUCAUUCGGGUAGUUGUUACCAACAAUAUCUAUGGUACUAUAUGUUAUAACCUAACACAAAAUAUGUAAAUAGCUUGAUGCUUUUGUGCUAAACCCAUUUACCAAAUUUGAAUAUAAAUACUUUUUAUUUGUAUUGUAUAAUUUUAGUUGACACAUAUACCUAAUAUAUAAUUUAUCGUUGUUAAAACGAAAGGUUGAGUUUUAAGUACAUGUUUUAUAUAUUAUGUUAGUGGCCAUUUUGUUAUGUUUUAUAUUGGUGCUAUGAUUGGUUCUGUUACAAAAUAAAUAUCGUUAAAAUGG